AAUCACGCAUGCGUCCUUACGAUCACUUCCGGAAACAUUUCGUGUCUUGGGGAAAAAACGCAUUGUUAGGAGUGACGCAAAUAAAAUUGUAUCGUUAAAAAAAUGGUUAUCAUAAGAGACAUUAACAAUUUUUAUACAAUUCCUUUUUAUGUUGUCAGUAUCUAAUAGUGGUAUUAAUCAUUUAAAGUAUAGGUUAAAAUAGGUAUGGCUGAAAGAAGUAACCCUCCGCCAGUCUUUCCCAACACAAACUCACCCCUACAGUCACAGCAGUAUGAGUAUAAUUCUCAACCCAGCAAUAUUUCUCAAACAGCCCAACUGAAACCUUUAGGACAAGCACCUAAUGGGCCAUUUUUUCAACCUAGUGGAGCCUUUCCAUCUUCUGUACAGAGUGGAAAUCAGCCUUGGAUGGGAUCUGCCCAACAGACACCUAAUAUAAAUGGUUUUAAUCCAACUGUACAACAACAGCAACAGCCUCUACCCCCCAGUAUGAACUCAUCUGGAUUUCCACCACCUCCUGUGACACCAGGCUUUGGUUAUUCUCCUGGUGCUGGAACACAAGUACGGCCCCAGGGACCCUAUCCUCCUCUUCCUCCAACAUCACAGGUACCUGGGCUUCAGGUGAAUGGACCAGCCAGUUUAAACUCUCGACCACCUUUUCAGCCAACAUCUAAUGUAGGAUCUCAGCCCGCAAAUUAUCAAGUGGCAGCUCAACCCUUCCAGGGCUUAAGGACUCCUUUACAAACUGGUCUGCCUGUCAGACCUAUGACUUCUACAGUUGGUAGUAGCUUGCCACCACCAACUAGCUCUUUACAGUCUUCUGGUGAUAAUAUACAAAGUCGACCAAAUGAGCUGCUACCUGCACCAUAUCAUGGACAGGGACAAUAUUCACAUCAAGUUAAUCCCCUCUUGCAAAAAACUCCCAUUCCAACUCCUAAUAAUUCAGAACCUCCAUCAGAACGGUCUUCUAGGGGCCCUUCACCAAUUUCAGGCUAUUCAAUGGAUGCUUUAGAAGGACAAUUUUCACCUGGUCAAGGAGCAUCAUCACCAGGCUUUCAGGAACACAGAGGAAGUCCCACAUCUUUAUCAACAGGACAUAAUCAACCGUUUCCAACCAGGCCUGGAGUUCCUCCUGGGCAGCCAUGGCCAGGUCUGCUUCAGCAACAGCAAAAUCAGUCACAACCACCCUUUCAAGUUCAACGACCACCCCUAGGAUUCCCUCCCAUGCCUCAGUCAAGUCAGAGUUCUGGAUUCUCUUCCACUGGUGGACAACAGAGGUAUCCCAUGCCUCCAACAUCUGCCAUUGCACCAGGAUUCCCUCCACCUCCUUCAGCUCAAGGAUUCCCACCACCACCACCCUCUUCGAACACAUCAGCCACCUUCCCAUCACCACAGGGACUUGGUGCCUCUAGGUAUCCUCCACCAGGACCUGGCCUUAUGUCGGGCUAUCCCCCAAGUGGAGUUGGUGAUAAUAAACUUUCUGCAUUGCCACCUACAUCACAAUAUGGACCCACAUCACCUGGUGUUCCCCCUAUGCCAAAUCAAGGUGGCUAUUCCCCCCACUAUCCUCAACCUGGUGUUGGCGGAUAUCCUAACACUAUGAAUACAGUGACUCAAAACUUUAGUCAAAUGGGCAUGCAGGAUGGACAGAGAUCCAUUAAUUUACUGAAUGAGAGACAGUUGUUUCCUCCAGAUGGUAUGGAGACACCCAGGCCAGCACUACCGAAUGACUUCAAGAAAGUCAACUGCAGCCCAGACAUUUUCCGGUGUACCUUGAAUGCAAUACCACAAAACUCUGCAUUGCUCAACAAAGCUAGGCUACCACUUGGAAUUCUAAUACACCCUUUUAGAGAUUUAUCACAGCUUCCUGUGAUACAGUCCAGUGUCAUUGUGAGAUGUCGGGCUUGCAGAACCUACAUCAAUCCAUUUGUUGUGUUCACUGACCAGAGGAGAUGGAAGUGUAAUCUUUGCUUUAGAGUUAAUGAUUUACCAGAUGAAUUUUCUUUUGAUCCUGUGAGUAAAACUUAUGGUGAUCCCCAAAGAAGACCUGAAGUAAAAUCUGCCACGAUUGAAUUCAUAGCUCCCUCUGAAUAUAUGUUAAGACCGCCACAGCCUGCUGUUUACCUCUUUUUGUUGGAUGUGUCUUUCAAUGCAGUGAAAACUGGCUAUCUUGCACAGUUUUGUCAGGUUCUUUUGGAUGAGCUUGAUAAACUUCCUGGAGAUGCUAGGACAACAAUAGGCUUUCUGUGUUUUGAUAAAGCAUUGUAUUAUUUCAAUCUAUCUGAGGGGCUCUCCCAACCACAGAUGAUGUGUGUACCAGAUUUGGAAGAUCCAUUUUUGCCUUGUCCAGAUAACCUGCUAGUCAAUUUACAUGAGAGUAAGGAGCUUAUCAGUGACCUGUUAAAUCAACUACCAAACCUUUUUGAUGGCAAUUAUGAAACUGGUAGUGCCCUGGGAGCAGCGCUUCAGUCAGCUCAUAAACUAAUGAGUGCUACUGGAGGAAGAAUUACUGUAGUCCAGACAUGUCUGCCAACAGUUGGACCAGGUGCAUUAGAGAACAGAGAUGCUGCUAGCAGUUCAGGAAAGACUGUGACUAAUUUGGGACCAGCCACAGAUUUUUAUAAAAAACUUUCUUUGGAUUGUUCAGCCCAGCAGAUUGCUGUAGAUUUGUUUAUGUUGAAUGGCCAGUAUGCAGAUAUUGCAACACUUGCUUGUAUUUCCAAGUUUUCUGCAGGAUGUAUUUAUUACUAUCCAUCCUACCACUCUGUUAAAAACCCUGGUUUGGUAGAAAAAUUUGACACAGACCUUCGGCGUUAUUUGACACGAAAGAUAGGCUUUGAGUCAGUUAUGAGGAUAAGGUGCACAAGAGGUUUGAGUAUCCAUACAUUUCAUGGCAAUUUUUUUGUUCGAUCAACUGACCUGUUAUCGCUGCCAAAUAUUAACCCUGAUGCUGGUUUUGGAAUGCAGAUGUCAAUUGAAGACAAUCUCCAGGAGUCUAGUACUGUUAGUUUCCAAGCUGCAUUAUUGUACACAUCUAGUAAAGGUGAGCGCCGAAUAAGAGUUCAUACUUUGUGUGUGCCUGUUACAAAUCAAUUAAGCGAUGUUUUUGCAAAUGCUGAUCAACAAGCGAUCGCUUCUUUGUUGGCUAAAAUGGCUGUUGAUAGAUCACUAAACUCUGCAAUAAGUGAUGCCAGAGAUGCUAUGAUGAAUGCCUCACUGGAUGCUCUUGCAGCUUAUGCUCAACAGAUCCCUGCAUCUCAGAGGGCUGGUGCUGUGCUGGCCCCAUUUUCUCUCAGAUUAAUGCCUAUGCUAAUGUUAGCCAUGUUGAAAAGUAUUGCAUUUAGCCUGGCAAGCAAAACAAAAAUUGAUGAUAGGGUGUUUGCAAUGCAACAGUUUAAGGUGUUGCCAGUUUGUUAUUUAAUUCAGAAUCUGUACCCUCACCUGUAUCCAUUGUUGAGAAUAAGUGAAGAGAAGCCCAUAAAGAGAGGAAAUGAAGAAAUACCAAGUGCUCCAUUGUUGCAGCUGUCUUCUGCCAACAUUGAUAGAACUGGUCUCUUCCUGAUGGAUACAGGAGAUGCCAUGUGUUUAUUGGUUGGAAGUGGAGUUGGUGACCAGAUAUGUCAGGAUGUCUUUGAUAAGCCAAACUUUAUGUCUAUACCUGAUGACAUGAUGGAUUUACCAGAAUUGGAAAACCCACUAUCAGAAAACAUCAGAAGCUUUAUAAAUUACCUAAUGGACUCCAGACCAUUUGGAGUUACCUUUCUUGUCAUCAGGGAUGACAGCAAAAAUCGGCAAUUAUUUUUCCAGCAUAUGCUUGAAGAUCGCACAGAAAAUAGUAUGUCUUACUAUGAGUUUUUACAAUUUCUUCAAGGAAAAACCAAAGGUUGAUUAGUACUGAACUAGUGUUCUAGCUCAUCAUUCAUUGCCCAGGAUAUAUCGGAAGUUUCAGUGACAUUUUUAGUUUUGUGCCUAAUGAAUCAUUUUCUUUUAAUCAUCAGAAGAAAUUGAUUGUUUUAUUAUUGUAAUAUUACCUGACUGACACAUUCAUUGUACAGCAGUUGUUAUGUGGUCUAUUUAUUGUUUUGAAUUCUGUUUUUUUUUCCUACACACUCUAUCUCUCUCUCUCUCUUUUUUUUAAAUUGUGAUAUUUUGAAAACAACAAAUGUGAAUGACCUAUUUGUAUACAUAAUAUUUUUCCUCCCAGUUAGAACAAGUUUUUUCCCCCCUUCUGUCCUCUUAUUCACUGGCAGAUUUUUUUUUCUUGUAACUAAUGUAAAAGACAAAUGUUUGAAAUGCUUGUGUAGUCUAGGAAAUGUUUCUGAAUGUAACAAAUGGAAUGACAAGAAUGUAUGCAUGCAACCUCUGAUUGUAUAUUGUUUGACUUCCUACGCCUAGCAAUCCCUUCUCUGAGCUGAAUGUGGACAAAGUACUAUACACUGUAGAGACUUGAUGCUCCUUGGUUGUGCUGACUAACCAUGUUUCUCAAGAUGCUUUCAAUCUGUCAGUGGCAGUUCAGAACAGUGGCACUGCAAAUAUGUUGAUUAUAUGAGGACAAGAAAGGAUAGCUGAAUGUCUUAAGCAGAAUUUUUAUUAUUUUUGCUAUUCAGUAUAAUUGAGCAUAAACACCUAGGUUAUCAGUUUAGUUAAACAUUGUCACCCAUUAACAAUACAUACACUUUUUAUCAGAUGUGGCUUUUAUUGGUUGAACUGGAUCCAUAGUUUUAUUUAGUGGUGUCUCCAUUAAUUAUCUCCCUUUAACAAACUUCUACAAUUUGUUGAUACCACAUAAUCAUUGUACAUUUACAUUGGAUUGGUGUAAAUAAGUACACUUUUGAAAAUUAUAACAAAUUUGCCUCCUGGACAAAAGUAACCUUGUUUAAUAAUCCUCAUUUUUUUUUUUAAGUUACCAGUACAUCAAAAGAGCAUAUUUUUUGUUCUUGGUUUCACAGGGCAUGUUGUUAUGGAUGAUAUUGUUAAAAAGAUUUGCUUAAUUUUUGUGUUACACUUCAUAAAUUCAUUUGAACGCAUCACGCUAUUUAUAAUGAUCUAUUUUUAAUUUAUUCAUGUUGUAAUGAGCAAUACAUUAUAAAUAUUAACUUCAAACCUGCUCACUUGAGCAUAAGAAAUUAUUUCUGACAUUUUGUUUUGACCAUUUUCUUUUAAAUUAUAAAAACUUUUUUGAAAAGUCUGUGGCCUAUCAGCAGCAAUCAGUGUCAUGUGUUCUCUCUGGAUCAAAGUUUUAAUUUAGUUUUUCAUGAAAUGGCUUUAAUCUGUUAAGUACUUCUGUUAUUUAUAAUUUCAAAAACAAGUCUAAAUUUGAUAGGUUAUUUCAAGAAAUGUAUUGUCUCACACCCUCUUAUUUCAGUAUUUAUUUUUUUUUUUUUUUUCCUUCUAUGAAAUGUUUUUCUUUCUUUCUAAAAACUUCAGUAUUGAAGAUUGCCAUGUUUGUUUGAAAGAAGGUAUGUGAUGACAAUUGUAAUGCAUGUUCAUUAUUUCUUUUUUAUUAUCAUACUUGAGUGUUAUGUCCAAGAAUGCAUGUUGCAAUAGUUAUGUGUUGGUCCUGCCAACAAAUAUAUAUAUAAUUUUAUGCUUACAGAAACCUUUUUUCUUUGACAUUUGGUGAAAUGUUUUAAAUUAUGUCAUAAUUCAUUAAUGAGAAAAUAAAGCAGAUUCUAUGUCACUAGUCUUAAAACGUGAGCUCUUGUGUAUAUAAAAGACAAUUCAUCACAAUGACGUGUCUAUUGUUAUUGCAGUGGGGGAUGGAUAAUCCCUUUUCAUUGUUAUAUAGCAUAUUUUAAGCACUACUCUAAAUCAAUAACCUUUUGGUGUGGUUUCUAGGGGGGGGGGGGGUUUGACCCUUAGUGUUGUAGCUCUAUUAUCUUAAGCUAAUGUUUACUGGCCCUAGUAGUGUAAAGAGGACCCCCAAAACCUCGAGUUUGAAAUGGCAAAUCUUUCUAUCCAUAACUGUUGUUACCCUGUGUGUACAUGUUUACAGCAGCUCUCUAGAAAGGAAGCCUACACAAUCUUCAAGAAUAAAUAAUUAGUAAUCA
This is a messenger RNA of Biomphalaria glabrata, 6047 nucleotides long. Its product is annotated as protein transport protein Sec24A-like. Gene Ontology annotation, cellular component: COPII vesicle coat; endoplasmic reticulum exit site. The record is from RefSeq and is a predicted model, not a curated record. Gene Ontology annotation, molecular function: zinc ion binding; SNARE binding. Gene Ontology annotation, biological process: COPII-coated vesicle cargo loading; intracellular protein transport; endoplasmic reticulum to Golgi vesicle-mediated transport. NCBI's taxonomy places the organism in Eukaryota, Metazoa, Mollusca, Gastropoda, Planorbidae. The coding region runs from base 205 to 3885 and encodes 1226 amino acids. The transcript has 23 exons.